Messenger RNA from Oldenlandia corymbosa var. corymbosa, 258 nucleotides. Lineage: Eukaryota; Viridiplantae; Streptophyta; Magnoliopsida; Gentianales; Rubiaceae. The record is from the annotation of a GenBank genome assembly.
AUGGAAAAGCAAGACAUUCGAUGUGGAGGACUCAGUUCAAAUCACGAAGGAUCCUGGAUCACCCUCUACAUGCCGGCAUUGACGGAAGCUAUUUCAGAUCCUCUUCCAGAAUCAGACAUGAAUGUUGCUGCUGUUGAAAUUCCUGAUUUAAUCACGACGUCUGUGCCAAAAAAUUCAGAUGAAGAUCAACAGGAGAAACAGCGCAAUGUUUCCAUCCCUGUUGAAGAUAUCCCUGAUUCCUUCGAUUUCUUUCCUUAA